AGGAAACCUACUGGAGGGACUGAACAGGAAGGAAGCAGAUUUUGCCAACAAUGUCAGUGCUGAACUCAGACUGGCCCCACAAAGGGGAAAGCCCCAUCCUCAGGGAGCCAGACCCACCAGCCAACUCAGACAGUGACUCAGACCACCUGCCAGAGAAAGACCCAGAGGACAUCUCUGCUCAGGGUCCUGCGGUUCUGAGCUUGGGGCCCCCUCAUCGGGACACCAGCACAGCUCCUAGCUGGCCUGAACUUCGGCUCCUCCUGCAACAGCUCCCUCCACAGGACAGUGAUGAGCGCUACUGCCUGGCCCUUGGGGAGGAGGAGCUAGCAGAGCUGCGGCUCUUCUGUGCCCAGCGGAGUCGGGAGGCCCUGGGACAGGGAGUGGCCCGCCUGCUGCCUCCGAAGCUGGAAGGACGCACCUGUGAGAAGUGCAGGCAGCGCCUGAAGCCUGGAGAGUAUGGGGUGUUUGCAGCCCACGCUGGGGAGUGACGCUGCUGGCACCGGCCCUGCUUUGCCUGUCAGGCCUGUGGCCAGGCCCUGAUAAACCUCAUCUACUUCUACCACGAUGGGCAUCUCUACUGCGGUCGUCAUCACGCUGAGCUGCUGCGGCCACGCUGCCCGGCUUGCGACCAGCUGAUCUUCUCCCGGCGCUGCACCGAGGCAGAGGGGCGGCGCUGGCACGAGAACCACUUCUGUUGCCUGGACUGCGCCGGACCCUUGGGUGGGGGACGUUAUGCCCUGCCGGGGGGUGGCCCCUGUUGCUCCAGCUGCUUCGAGAACCGCUACUCUGAUGCGGACUCGAACCCGACCCGGGCGCUGGAGGGAAAGGCGCCUCUCGCUAAGGGAGAAGAGGGGAUGAAGCUCGACCGCAAUGAAGGAGGGGACCGCGCCUCACUGAACGCCGUGGCCAACUCCCAAGCAGGCCUUUUCGCAGCUGCCGCCAACUCCUGCCCGAACACUCAGAGGCGGUGUCUUGGACCCAGCCUUGAGGAAGCGUGCCGAGCUGGGGACCCGAGCUCCGGGUGGACGCAAGGCUACCCGGAGACGCCCUCUGAUCCCAAGGAGGACACCCCCUGCCCCACCUGCUCCUCCUCUUCUGACUCCGAACCCGACGACUUUUUCUUAGGCCAGCGCCUUCCGCGGCCAGGAAAGAUCCCUGGCAGCCUCCAAGCUGGGGACAGCGACGCCUCCGGAAAGCCGUGCAUUAUUUGCUAA
Molecule: messenger RNA, 1214 nt
Organism: Orycteropus afer afer
Lineage: Eukaryota; Metazoa; Chordata; Mammalia; Tubulidentata; Orycteropodidae
Gene: PRICKLE4
Product: prickle planar cell polarity protein 4
Exons: 7
Molecular function (GO): zinc ion binding
Source: RefSeq, a predicted model, not a curated record